This is a messenger RNA of Ilex paraguariensis (yerba mate), 753 nucleotides long. NCBI's taxonomy places the organism in Eukaryota, Viridiplantae, Streptophyta, Magnoliopsida, Aquifoliales, Aquifoliaceae. The record is from the annotation of a GenBank genome assembly.
AUGGCGACCGACACAACUCAUCAAGACCAGAAGAAACGAACAAUGGAGGCAUUAGAGCGAAGGUUUGCCCUAGCUGAAGCCGAGCUUCGUCUACAACAAAAGAAGAGCAAGAAGAGACCUGGUGAAGAAAUAAACAAAGUUGCUCUUAAUACCAAUUCUUCGUCAAUUGAUGCAUCUGUCACCCAACACUCGUCGAAUCCCUUGUCGAAAAAAGGCAAGGCACCCACUGCCCUGCGCUUCUGCGUUGCUGCAAACGGUCGACGAUCCUCUCAGCCCGAUCUCGGUCUCUCUCCACGCUGCAAGAAAACAGGGACUCAAGCUCAAUCGAAGAAGGCCGGUUCAGAGCUACUUCAGAGCUCCAUCGAGGCUGCUUCAGCUCAUCAAGACCAGAAGAAACGAACAAUGGAGGCAUUAGAGCGAAGGUUUGCCCUAGCUGAAGCCGAGCUUCGUCUACAACAAAAGAAGAGCAAGAAGAGACCUGGUGAAGAAAUAAACAAAGUUGCUCUUAAUACCAAUUCUUCGUCAAUUGAUGCAUCUGUCACCCAACACUCGUCGAAUCCCUUGUCGAAAAAAGGCAAGGCACCCACGGCCCUGCGCUUCUGCGUUGCUGCAAACGGUCGACGACCCUCUCAGCCCGAUCUCGGUCUCUCUCCACGCUGCAAGAAAACAGGGACUCAAGCUCAAUCGAAGAAGGCCGGUUCAGAGCUACUUCAGAGCUCCAUCGAGGCUGCUUCAGUUGUUUCUCGGGGGUGA